Molecule: messenger RNA, 1509 nt
Organism: Dunckerocampus dactyliophorus (ringed pipefish)
Lineage: Eukaryota; Metazoa; Chordata; Actinopteri; Syngnathiformes; Syngnathidae
Gene: ankrd10a
Product: ankyrin repeat domain 10a
Exons: 8
Coding region: 145-1341 (398 amino acids)
Molecular function (GO): protein binding
Source: RefSeq, a predicted model, not a curated record
CCAAAGGAAUCGAAUGAAAGUCUAAUCCGGGUUUUACGAAUUUCCAGGUGGCGAGAGAAGAUUAUCUCUCCUUCCUUUGUAUUUGAAAUGUGUUUCGGCACCGUUUGACCAGGAAACAUCCGAGAGCGCUUUCAGACUUUACCCAUGUCCAUAGAACAAGAAGUAGACUUUCUGAACGAUGAUGAGGCGUUCACGAGCCGAUUCCCCAUACACCGCGCUUGUCGGGAUGGAGAUGUUGGCGCUUUGAUGUCAUUAUUCCAGAAUCACACUCGUCUGACAACCGAAGACUCUUGCUACGGCUGGACCCCCAUUCACUGGGCAGCUCACUGUGGACAGGAGGAGGGGCGGAGCAGAAGCCCGGCCGGCGCCUCCAGUCAGAGCAACAGUAAGAAUGUGGAGUUGGAGUGUGUCAUACGCCUGGUGCAGAUGGGUUGUGAUGUGAACACGGUGUCUAGUCGCUUCAGCCAGACCCCAACACACACAGCAGCGUUUGGCGGGCAUCCUCACUGUGUGUUGUGGCUAUCACAGGCUGGUGCAGACAUCAACCGGCAGGGAAGCCUGGCCACCUCUUCCAAUUCCACCGGGGGAGUACAGGACUUGACAGGUGAGGCUCCUAUCCACAAGGCCGCCAGGGCAGGAAGCUUGGAGUGCAUCCAGGUGCUGCUGAUAGCAGGCGCAAAACCACAUGUAAGGAACGCCAGUGGGCAGACUGCAGCUGAUCUGGCACGCAGUCACGACUCAGUCGACUGCCUUCGCCUCAUCUCCAACUUGCUGCAGCUCAGUGAGCCCCGGAACGAAGAGGAAACAACUGUGGAGGGCCCUCUCUGUGGUCCUGGUCUGCUUGGCAGGAAGAGGCUGCAGUCCUCUUUUGAGAAUGGUCACAUGAAGAAGGCAAAGAGAGAUGCGUUACUGCAGAUGCAUAGUGCUGGAGUUGAAGACAGCAUGGAGUCCAACCCUCAAACAGAUUCAGGCACCAUCAUCGAGUGCUUUCAUCCACUGCUGCCGCUGUGUCCUGUUGACCAGAAUAACGAGGAAGCAAUGAAUCCCGCCUGCGAUGAGGAUUCCACUCCGCUGUCUUGGCAGCAGGUUGGUGCCCCACCCUGUCAGCACAGACCAGCUGACAUGUGCGGCUCCCUGCACCUGACAGGAAGUCCCAGCACCUGUGUGUCCCAUCGGCCGCUGUUGCAGGGCCUGUCAGGAGCGGACUACAGUGACUUCCUAAAUUAUGGACAUUAUCACGGCUUUGGGGACACAGCAGAGGAGCUGACCAACAGUGGCUUCAUAGAGCAGAGAUCUUUUCAAGAUGCUGGAGGUGACAGCCAUCUGUGCCAGGACUCAUAAUCCUUUUCUCAAAGAUCAACUCCCAUUUCACAAAAAUGUGUUCUAAACUGUAUUGCCAUUUUCAAAAAAUACACUCAGGCUUUUUUGGAUGACUCAGCAGUUUGGGGAUAUGCAUUUGGUGCUGAUUGUUUAAAAUACCUCUUUUCCUAUUAAACACAUUUUGCAGUU